Melitaea cinxia (Glanville fritillary) is the source of this 11799-nucleotide messenger RNA. It is a transcript of the gene Dhc62B, whose product is annotated as dynein axonemal heavy chain 12. The record is from RefSeq and is a predicted model, not a curated record. Gene Ontology annotation, cellular component: dynein complex. The coding region runs from base 1 to 11799 and encodes 3932 amino acids. Gene Ontology annotation, molecular function: minus-end-directed microtubule motor activity; ATP hydrolysis activity; dynein intermediate chain binding. Gene Ontology annotation, biological process: microtubule-based movement. Lineage: Eukaryota; Metazoa; Arthropoda; Insecta; Lepidoptera; Nymphalidae. The transcript has 2 exons.
AUGGAAGAGAGCGAAUUAAGAAAAUUAUUACAAACUAAAAAUGGUUGCCGCAUUCCUGUUUUGUUACCUAUACCUGAUGUUAAUAAAAUCAGAAAACUACCAUUUACACCGAUGCCACCAUACAAUCGAAUCAAGGAUAAACAACAAAAAUUUCGCCAAAUAUUAGAAGAGAAAGCAGCAAAUAGAAAAAUUGUAGUAGCUCGGACAUCAAAUGAACAAUUAGAACUCGAUAGAUUCGAAAUUUCACAAGAAAGGCAUAUAAAAGUUUUGCGCGAAUGUGCCCAAAAGAUUCAACCACCACCUAUGAUCAAAUCUUGGGAAAGACAGAUAUGUAGUUUGAUUCCAUCUAAACUAAGGAAUUCAUAUCCAAUUUUAAUGGAAGAACUUUUGAAUGAAAGUAAAGAUGAAUGGAACCGAAAUUUGCAUGAUUUAGCUGUUAAGACUGUUAUUCGUGACGUUCCAGGAGUAUCCAGAAAAAAAUAUCAAGAACCAUAUUUUAAAUUUAAAGGCAUUACAUCAAACUAUAGCAAAAUGCUCAAGUAUCGUAAGAAGCUUAAAUCUGGAUCUUUGUUACUUCAUCCAUUUAUACGACUCAUACUUGAAUCAUCUGAAAAAACAUUUCCUGAAUUCAUCAUAGAUUUAUCGAAAUACAGAGCAAAGGGACCAUUAGACUUAGAAGAAUUUCAAAUUAAAAUAAUGGAGGAAAUUAAACGUGCUGAUUAUUUAGUUUCUAGUACGUGGUAUUCGAUACUUGUUAAUUGGUUGAAAAACCCGAGAUGUUUGCGAGGAAUGCAACCGAAAAAAAUUACAGAGUUUGUGAAAUGUGCAACAAAAAUGAUAUCUAUGCAAAUACAAGAAUUAAUGCGGAGGUCUAUAAACGCUAUUAUAGAAUCAUUAUCAGAUCAUGAAUCUGUACCUUUUCUGAAUAUAGAAUUGGACUUUAAUGGAGAAUUUACUUAUGAUCCCUCACUUAAUGAAGUGUAUAAUGCAUAUCACUCCAUAAUUAAUGCAAUUUCUAAUAUUGCUCAAAGACUUAUGCCUAUUGAACAAUAUCUUAAAAUAUCAUAUAAUCAUGAUGCUUUGCCUGUUCAAUAUAAUGCAUGGUUGUAUAACAGUGGUCACGAUAGACUGCAAGUGCAGCUAAAUACUGUAUUUGAUCCUCUCAGAGAAUAUUUAGAUAAAUUGAGAGUAAAAUAUAGCAUGUUAUAUGGUAUAGAAGCUAAAAUAAAUCUGACUAAAUUUAUUGAAGAAGCAAAAGAUUUCGAAGACUCAAGAGCAAAAAUAAUUUAUUUUCAAAGCAUUAAUUCAGAUAUAACAGCCAUUAUUGAAAAUGAAUAUUUUAAUUGUGGUGUUAUUUGUCAACGAAGGAUGAUAUGUGGAUUAAAGGAAAAAGCUCUAGAAUUUAUAAAUGAUAUAAUAGCCGGUAUAGUUAAAACACACAAAGAAGAAAAUAAUAGCAUAUGUCAUGAAUUUGAAAUUAUUGCAGCAAAGGCAUUGAAAGAACCAGAGAAUGCCGCUGAAUUAGUUGAACAAGGUGUUUAUAUAUUACAUGCGAAAACCGUUUUAGUAGAACAACUGAAGGAAAGAAUUUUGAGACAAAUAAGUAUUAUUUCAAAUUUAUUAGAAAUGACAUCUUUAACUCCUGAACAUGUAGCGUCUAAUACUAAGACUGUUAAUUGGAUAACUGAUAUUAAGCCAAUUUUUGAAAGGAAUGCUGCUGCAUAUGAAACAUUCAAAGCGGAAAUGGAAGAUAAUUUGCUAUCGAAAAUCGCUUCUUUAAAUAAGGAAGUCUUAGAAAUUACCCCGUAUCUUGAAUUGCUAGAUAACAUGGACGAUAUUGAUCAUACUCUUGAAUAUUUAGAAUAUUUAAGAAAACUCGUUCACCGUCUCGACGACUGUGACAAAUUAGUAUCAUGGAUUAAUAAUGAAGAAACUACGUUUAAAUUUCCCUUGUCUAAUUAUGCUGAAUUAGAAGAACUAAAAGAUUUUAUAAAACCAUUCCACUGUCUUGUUUAUUUAGCACAUAAGUGGAAAAGAAGCUAUUACACAUGGAUGGAUGGUCCAUUUGAAUAUUUAGACCAUGAACAAAUAGAACAAGAUCACGAUUUUUAUUAUAAAGAAUUUCUAAAGUUGUCUAAAGCUUACAGAACUAAAAUUAAACAACAAAUAUCUGAAGGAGUCGAAAAACGAUUCCAGGGCUUAGUAGAUGAUCCAGAUGUACAUAACUUACCAGCACCCAUGAAACUUUGUGCUCAAGCUAUAGCAGAAAUAAAAGAUUGGAGACCUAACGUCCAAAUGGCUCACAUUAUGUGCAAUCCAGCAUUGGUUCAACGACAUUGGGACGAAAUGUCAACUAUCGCUGGAUUUGACUUAACGCCUAAUGCUGGCACAUCUCUUAGGAAGAUUAUUAAUUUCAAUCUUUGGGAUGAUAUCGACCAGUACGAAAUUGUUAGCGUCGCUGCCACGAAAGAAUUAGCACUUAUAACGAAUUUAAAUAAAAUGAUGGAUGAAUGGACUGAUAUAUGUUUUAAAACUAAUCCAUACAAGGACACUGGAAUUUAUAUACUAGCUGGCCUUGAUGAUAUACAAAGUGUUUUGGAUGAUCAUAUUGUGAAAACAAUAGGCAUGCGAGGCUCAGCAUUUGUAAAGCCAUUUGAAUCUCAAGUACGAGCAUGGUACGAUAAGAUUACACGUGUUAACGCCACUAUAGAUGAAUGGGGUAAGGUUCAAAGUCAAUGGCUAUACUUAUUACCAAUAUUCUCUUCGAAAGAUAUUGUUGCUCAAAUGCAAGAAGAAGGAGUAAUGUUCGUAGAAGUAAAUAACAUUUACCGUCGCUAUAUGGGAUCUGUAGAUAAAGAUCCUCAUGUUUUAGAAAUAGCUGGUGGAGCUGGAGUCCUAGAGUCGUUUAAAGUUGCUUCAAAUUUGUUAGAAAAAAUCAAUGAUGGUAUUAACAACUACUUAGAGAAGAAACGUUUAUUCUUCCCCAGAUUUUUCUUCCUUUCCAAUGACGAAAUGUUGGAAAUUUUAUCUGAAACAAAAAAUCCACUUAAAGUGCAACCGCAUCUUAAAAAAUGCUUUGAAGGUAUAAAUAGAUUAGUUUUUGAUCUUGAAUAUAAUAUAUCUGCUAUGAUAUCAAUGGAAGGUGAACAAGUAGAGUUUUUAGAAACUAUCAGUGUAGCAGCUGCUAGAGGUUCAGUUGAAAAAUGGUUAAUACAAGUCGAAGAUCAAAUGUUAAAAGCGGUGAAAUCAGAAACUGAAUUGUCUUAUUAUGAUUAUGUAAACAUGAGUCGCGUAGAUUGGUUACUAUCUUGGGAAGGUAUGGUUGUUUUAGCUAUAUCACAAAUUUAUUGGGCGGUAGAUGUACAUGAAUGCUUACACACUCACAAAUUAAGUGAAUUACAGGAAUUUCAUAUUACGUUAACGAAACAACUAAAUGAAACUGUUUCUGUUAUACGAAGAACUGAUUUAUCUAAACUUAGUAGUAUUACAGUGAAGGCUUUAAUUGUAAUUGAUGUUCAUGCAAAAGAUGUAAUACAAGAUCUUAUUGAAAAAAAUGUUACUGAGGUAACAGAUUUUCAAUGGUUAGCACAAUUAAGAUAUUACUGGGAAGACGAAAGAGUUUAUGUUAAAAUAAUUAACGCAGUUGUUAACUAUGCAUAUGAAUACUUAGGUAAUUCAGACCGCUUAGUAAUAACGCCUUUGACUGAUCGUUGUUACAGAACCUUAAUAGGAGCAUAUUACCUCCAUUUAAAUGGAGCUCCGGAAGGUCCAGCUGGAACAGGUAAAACUGAAACUACAAAAGAUUUAGCUAAAGCUCUCGCUGUCCAGUGUGUAGUUUUUAAUUGUUCUGACGGCUUAGAUUAUAAGGCUAUGGGAAAGUUUUUUAAAGGGUUGGCUUCUUGUGGUGCUUGGGUGUGUUUUGAUGAAUUUAAUCGGAUUGAAGUAGAAGUUUUGUCAGUUAUUGCACAACAAAUUUUAUGUAUAGUCCAAGCUGUUAGACAGCAUUUAGAAACAUUUGAUUUUGAAGGAACGACUUUAAAUUUGAAUCCUGCAUGUUAUGUUUGUAUUACAAUGAAUCCAGGCUAUGCUGGAAGAUCUGAAUUGCCGGAUAAUCUAAAGGUAUUGUUUAGAACAGUUGCCAUGAUGGUUCCCGAUUAUGCAAUGAUAGGUGAAAUUUCAUUAUAUUCUUUUGGCUUUAUAGAUGCUCGAAGUUUAUCAGUAAAAAUUGUUACAACAUACCGCCUUUGUUCGGAACAAUUGUCCUCACAGAAUCAUUACGACUAUGGUAUGCGUGCCGUAAAAACAGUUUUAUCUGCUGCGGGUAAUCUAAAGAGAGCAUACCCUAAUGAAAGUGAAAGUAUUCUGUUGCUAAGAUCAAUUACUGACGUUAAUUUACCAAAAUUUUUGUCAUUCGAUGUACCUUUAUUUGAGGGUAUAAUAUCAGACUUAUUCCCAGGAAUAACUUUACCCAAACCUGAUUAUGAAAAUUUCUUAAGAGCUUGUGAUAUUGUUUGUGAAAAAAAUAAUCUACAACCGAUAGAAUGCUUUUUACUAAAAGUAAUUCAAACGUAUGAAAUGAUGAUUGUUCGACACGGUUUUAUGCUAGUAGGUGAUCCAUUUUCUGGCAAAUCUAUGACUUUGAAAAUAUUAUCAGAAGCGCUUAGUCUAAUGAGUGAACAAAAUUUACCAGGUGGUUGUGAGUGUACAUAUAAAGUUCUAAAUCCGAAAGCUGUUACUAUGGGUCAACUAUAUGGGGCGUUCGAUCCAAUAUCAUAUGAGUGGACAGAUGGCAUUGUAGCAACUAUGUUUAGAGAUUUUGCAUCAGAGGACAGUCCUGUGAGAAAAUGGAUUGUUUUUGAUGGACCUGUGGAUGCAGUGUGGAUAGAAAAUAUGAACACUGUUUUAGACGAUAAUAAAAAGUUAUGCCUAACUUCUGGAGAAGUUAUGGCAAUGUCAAAUGUAAUGUCAAUGAUAUUUGAAGUGAUGGAUCUUGCCCAAGCAUCUCCCGCCACAGUGUCAAGAUGCGGCAUGAUUUAUAUGGAGUCCGCAUCGUUUGGAUUUACACCUUUCUAUAAAUCGUGGCUUAGUACUCUUAACCCCGUGUGGCUAGAGGAAAAUGAAGAGUAUAUUUUUAAUAUGUGCUCGUGGUUAUUUGAUCCCUUAGUGUAUUUCGUUCGUAAAUAUUGUGUCCAACUAGUUACUGCUGGGGAGGUAAACUUAGUAAUGAGUACUUUACGACUUACAGAAAUGCUAAUGGAUAAUGCUAUUGAAGGAGAAGAAGAUACUAAGUAUACAAGAACUUGGUUUUUAGCUUCAUUUAUGACAGCGUUAGUUUGGGGAAUCGGAGGAAUAUUGAACACCGACUCUCGUGAAAGAUUUGAUGAGCUAUUAAAAGAUUAUUUUAAAGGAGAAAAUGGAACCCCACCAGAAAUAGAAAGAAUUGAUGUCUCAAUUCCAAGUGAAGGGUUUAUAAUAGAUCAUUUUUAUAUGUAUAAAGGUAAAGGAUGUUGGAAGCCUUGGCCAGAUGCUGUAAAAGCAAUUCAAGUAAAAGAACAAAUCAACUUAUUGCAGACAGUUAUUCCUACGUUAGAGACUGAAAAAUAUUUAUUUCUUCUUAGAUUGCACACAAAGUUUUCGAAACCCUUGUUACUGAUAGGUCCGACAGGAACUGGUAAAAGCUUUUAUGUUCAAAAUUUUUUGAUGAGCGUUGAUUUAGAAAAAUUCACUCCAGGUUUUAUAACCUUUACAACGACGACAUCGGCAAAUCAAACACAAGAUUUGAUUCUUUCAAAACUAGUAAAAAGAAGAAAAAACAAUUAUGGGCCUACAAAAGGUAAGCAAGCUAUCAUCUUUAUUGACGAUAUGAAUAUGCCCGCUAAAGAGGUGUAUGGCGCUCAACCUGCUAUUGAAUUAUUAAGAUUGUAUUUUGAUCAGAAACACUGGUAUGAUCUUAAAACUACAGAAAAGCUGUAUAUAUAUGACACUUUUUUUUACGGAGCUAUAGGUCCAGUAGGUGGAAGUAGACAAUUAAUAUAUCCAAGAAUGUUAAGACAUUACAAUAUAUAUUCCAUUAAUGAGUUUUCAAAAGAAAGCAUGACAAAAAUAUUUACUUCUUUAUUGCAAUUAGGAUGGCGCAGGAAUGGGUUCGGCCAGGAUACCCAACCUGUAAUAAUUAAUAUUAUAUCUGCAACAAUGAAUAUAUAUGAUCAAGCUACUGAAGGCUUAAGGCCCACACCAGCUAAAUCACAUUAUAUAUUUAAUUUACGAGAUUUUUCUAGAGUGAUCCAAGGAUGUGCAUUACUAAGAAAAGAAUCUGCUGAAAAUAAGAAAACAUUUACAAGAAUUUGGAUACAUGAGGUAAUGCGUGUUUUUUAUGAUAGACUAGUUGAUGAAUCCGACCGUAUGUGGUUUUUUGAUUUAUUACGUAAGGCAACGCAAGAUUUUAUGAGAGAUACCUUUGACUCAGCAUUAGACACUUAUCAAAACGAGAAAGGAGAGGUUACUCAAGAUACUCUUAAAAAGAUGAUGUUUGGAUGUUACCUUGAUACGGACAGUGUUGAAGGUGAAAGAAGAUACGAAGAAAUACCUUCCAAAGAAGUGUUUUUAAACGUAGCUAUAUCAAUGUUGGCAGAAUAUAAUACUAUGCAUAAGGCUAAAAUGAAUAUUGUAUUAUUUGAUUAUGCACUAGAACAUUUAUCAAAAAUAUGCAGAUUACUUUCAAUGCCAUCAGGAAAUGCUUUACUCGUAGGUGUAGGGGGUUCUGGUCGACAAUCACUUACUAGAUUAGCUAGUACAAUUCUUGGACAACAAGUUUAUCAACCAGAAAUAACGAAAUCUUAUAGUGUUAAAGAUUGGCGUGACGAUAUUAAACUGGUAUUACGGGAAUCUGGAGGUCUCAACAAGGACACAACAUUUUUAUUUACUGAAAAUCAAAUUAAAGAAGAAGUUUUUAUACAAAAUCUGGAUAGUUUAUUAAAUUCAGGUGAAGUACCUAAUUUGUAUGGAUUGGACGAAAUCCAAGAAAUUCUAGAGUUAGUUCGCUUAGCAGCACAAGGUGGAAACAGGAAUCUUGAUAUAAGUCCCUUACAAAUCCUAUCAUUUUUCAUAGGAAGAUGCAAGGCUAAACUACAUAUAGUUUUAUGUUUUAGUCCUAUUGGAAGUUCGUUCAGAACAAGGUUAAGACUGUAUCCAUCUCUUGUGAAUUGUUGUACAAUUGACUGGUAUGACAGUUGGCCUGAAGAUGCGUUGGAGAUGGUAGCUCAUCACUACAUGGGUAAAGUCAAUGUACCAGAUAAAGUAAAGACAGCUGCGGUUAUUGUAUGUAAGCAAUUUCACGUAGAUUCAAGAAUAAUAUCUGACGAUUUUUAUUAUCAAUAUGGAAGAAAGACUUAUAUUACAUCGGCCUCGUACUUAAAUUUAAUUAAAUCAUUUACCUUGCUAACCAAUAAAAAACAAAGAGAGCUAAGAGCAGCAAAGUUAAGAUAUACCAAUGGUCUAGAUAAGCUUGGCCAAGCCGCAGAUGCUGUUGCUAUUAUGCAGCACGACUUAAAUGCUUUAAAACCUCAGUUAAUCGUCAUGGCUGCAAAGUCAGCAAAAAUGAUGGAAGAAAUAGCAGUUGAAACAGCUACAGCUGAUAAAGCUGCUGCACAAGUAAGAGAAGAUCAGAAAGUUGCAAACGUUCAAGCAGCAGCAGCACAAGAACUUAAAAAGGACUGCGAGGCUGACUUAGCUUUAGCCUUGCCAAUUUUAGAAGAUGCGAUUGCAGCUUUGAAUACGCUAAAACCUGCUGAUAUUACUAUUGUUAAGUCUAUGAAAAAUCCUCCAGCAACUGUAAAAUUAGUUAUGGCUGCUGUUUGUGUUAUGAAAGGCAUUCCACCUGAUAAAAUACCCGAUCCUGACAAUCCAGGAAAAAAAAUAUUUGAUUAUUGGGGACCUAGUAAAAGAAUUCUAGGUGACAUGGGUUUCUUGGAUUCGCUUAGAAAUUUCGAUAAAGAUAAUAUACCGAUAGCAACAAUGCAAAAGAUAAGAAAAGAGUAUCUUUCUCAUAAGGAUUUUAAACCACAUAUUAUUGCAAAAGCGUCAACUGCAGCUGAAGGACUGUGUAAAUGGAUUAUCGCUAUGGAUAUGUACGAUGCAGUAGCUAAAGUGGUAGCUCCAAAAAAAGCUAAAUUAGAAGCUGCAGAAAAAGAAUUUUCUGAAACAAUGGCAAUCUUAGAAGAAAAAAAAGCUACAGUAGCUAGAUUAGAAGCAAAAUUAGCAGAGUUAAACGAAGCAUUGGAAGAAGCUAAUAUAAAAAAGAAAGCGCUAGAAGAUGAAGUCCAGCUAUGUGUUGAUAAAUUGUAUCGUGCUGAAAAGUUAAUCGGUGGUCUCGGUGGAGAAAGGGUUCGAUGGACAUUAGCUGCAGAAAAUUUACAACAGUUAUAUGAUAAUUUAGCAGGUGACAUUCUAGUUUCUUGUGGAAUAAUUGCAUACUUGGCACCAUAUACUUUACCAGUAAGAACGACUGUAAUAGCUAAAUGGCGAGCCUUAAUCAUAAAACUGGAAAUGCCACAUUCAGAUCAAUUUGUGUUUAAAGACAUUUUAGGAGUAGAUAUUAAAAUACAAAAUUGGUGCAUAGCAGGAUUACCUUGGGAUUCUUUUUCAAUUGAUAAUGCCGUUAUACAAGACAAUUCUCUAAAAUGGUCUUUACUGGUUGAUCCACAAGGGCAAGCUAAUAAAUGGAUUAAAACAAUGGAAAAAUCCAACGAUUUGCAGGUUAUGAAAUUCACUGAUAGUAAUUAUAUGAAAGUAAUUGAAACAUGCUUAGAAUACGGUAAACCUGCUUUGAUAGAUUGUAUAUUAGAAGAUGUAGAACCACCCUUAGAUCCGGUUUUAUUGAAACACACUUAUACUCAAGGAGGAAAAGAAUUUAUAGCCUUAGGUGAAAAUAUAAUUGAAUAUCAUCCAAACUUUAGAUUGUAUAUGACAACUAAGUUAAGGAAUCCACAUUAUUUGCCUGAAGUUUUUAAUAAAGUUACAUUAAUAAAUUUUGCAUUAACAAAAGAUGGACUAGAAGAUCAAUUACUUGGAAUAGUAGUUGCUAAAGAGCGACCAGAUUUACAAGAAAAACGUGAAAAAUUAAUUGUACAAGGAGCAGCGAAUAGAGCAGCACUAAAACAAGUAGAAGAUGAUAUAUUACGAACACUACAAGAGUCAAAAGGUGAUAUAUUAGAAGAUGAAACAGCGAUCGAGGUUUUAGAUUCCUCAAAACUACUAGCAAUUGAUAUAAGGAAGAAACAGGAAGCUUCAGUUGAGACUGAAAUAAUAAUUGAGAAAUUUAGACUAGGCUAUAGACCAAUAGCGUCACAUUCAGCCGUUCUUUAUUAUUGUGUUACUGAGUUACCAAAUGUAGACCCUAUGUAUCAGUAUUCUUUAACUUGGUUUAUAAAUUUAUACAUAAUUUCAAUUGAAAAUGCAAACAAGUCCAAGGAUUUAGAAAAAAGGUUAAAGUUCUUAAAAGAUACAUUUACUUACAAUUUGUAUAGUAACGUUUGUAGGUCAUUAUUUGAUAAAGAUAAAUUAAUGUUUUCUUUUAUAAUGUGCUCAAAAAUGAUGUUAUCCACAGAUGAUAUGGACCACAAUGAAUACAUAUUUCUCAUAACUGGGGGUAUAGCAGUGGAGAAUUUACUUAAAAAUCCAGUUGAUUGGUUGCCAGAUAAAGGUUGGGAUGAGAUUUGUAGGUUAAAUGAUUUAACCACAUUUAAAAAUUUUAGAAAUAGUUUUGUUGGCCUAAGAGAGAAAUGGAAAGAAGUCUAUGAUGAUCUAGAACCUCACCAUAAAAUUUUACCUGGAGAAUGGAAUGACAAAUUAUCAGAUUUUCAAAAACUCUUAGUUGUACGCGUUUUAAGACCAGACAAGUUAACAUUUGCAAUAUCUGAUUUUGUUGAAAAGCAAAUGGGAUUAAAAUAUAUAACACCUCCACCAUUUGAUAUAGGAAAAUCGUUUGGAGAUUCAAACUGUUUAGCACCACUGAUAUUUAUUCUUUCGCCGGGUUCUGAUCCUAUGGGAGCUUUAAUAAAAUACUGUGACAAAAUGGGUUAUGCUCAUAGAUUUAAUUCCAUAUCUUUAGGUCAAGGCCAGGGUCCAAUUGCUAAAGCAAUGAUAGAAAAAGCCCAGUUAGAAGGUGGUUGGGUAUGUUUACAGAAUUGUCACUUAGCAGUAUCUUGGCUGCCCAUUUUAGAAAAAACUGUUGAAGGUUUUGAUCUAACAAAUACUGAUUUAAGUUUUAGGUUAUGGCUGACUAGUUAUCCAUCUGAUAAAUUCCCACAGUCAGUUUUGCAAGUCAGUGUCAAAAUGACAAAUGAGCCUCCAACUGGUCUUCAACAUAAUUUAAAUAGAUCCUAUUUAUCAGAGCCACUAAAAGAACCUGAAUUUUUCGAAGGUUGUCCUGGAAAAGACAAACCUUUUAGUAAGCUUCUAUAUGGAAUCAGUUUUUUUCACGCGGUUGUACAAGAAAGAAAGAAAUUUGGACCUCUCGGUUGGAAUAUACAGUAUGGCUUCAAUGAUUCUGACUUCCAUAUAUCAGUUAUGCAAUUACAAAUGUUCUUAAAUCAAUAUGAAGAAAUACAAUAUGUUGCUAUUAAAUAUUUAACAGGAGAAUGUAAUUACGGCGGACGAGUAACAGACGAUUGGGAUAGAAGAUUGAUAGUUACAAUUUUGGACAAUUACGUAAAUGCUAGUGUUGUUAAUGAUCCUAAUUAUCUGUUUUGUGAUUUAGGAUUCCAAUAUGGACUACCACGUAGAUGUGAGUAUCAAGACUAUCUAAAACACAUUGAAACAGUUCCAGUGAAUCCUCCUCCUGAAGUAUUUGGUUUACAUAUGAACGCAGGAAUAACUCGAGACUAUUCGAUUUCAGUCGCUUUAACUUCAGCAUUAGUAUUGGUAGAGGGCACUAGUGGUGGAGGCGAGAGUGGUAAUACCGAACUUAUACUAAUGCAAAUGUCUUCUGAAAUUUUAUCAAAACUGCCACAAGUAUUUGAUAUAGAACUGUCACAGAAAAAAUAUCCAGUAGAUUACAACGAAUCUAUGAAUACAGUACUUAUUCAGGAAAUGCAACGGUUUAAUAAAUUAUUGAUUGAAAUUAGAAGCUCCUUAAUAGACCUACAAAAAGCUGUAAAAGGUGUAAUUGUCAUGUCUCCUGCGUUAGAUUUACAAGCCAAUGCUAUGUUGUUAGGUAGAAUACCUGACAAUUGGUGUAAGGUUUCCUAUCCGAGCUUAAAACCGCUACCAAGCUAUGUUACUGAUUUUAUUGAGCGAUUACUAAUGUUGGACAAUUGGUACCAAAAUGGGAAACCUCCUACAUUUUGGUUAUCAGGUUUCUUUUUUACUCAAGCAUUUCUCACUGGAUCAAUCCAAAACUAUGCUAGGGCAAAAAAAAUACCAAUCGAUCUAUUAGUAUUUGACUUUGAAGUGCUUCGUGUUGAUUACGACAACAAAUCUCCAGAAUAUGGAGUUAAUGUAUAUGGACUUUUCAUGGAUGGUGCUCGUUGGGAUCGUCAGACUUAUUCAAUAGGAGAACAGUUUCCAAAAGUCCUAAAUGAUAAUAUGCCCGCUGUAUGGCUAUAUCCAAAAUUAAAAAAAGAUUUUCAGGAAGGUACCAGAUAUAAAUGUCCGCUAUAUAAGACUUUGGAAAGAAAGGGAGUAUUAGCCACGACGGGCCAUUCGUCUAAUUUUGUCUUAGCAUUUUAUUUACCUUCUAAUAAUCCUACGGCUCACUGGAUAAAGCGUAGUGUUGCACUUAUUCUUCAAUUAGAUAAUUAA